Messenger RNA from Zygosaccharomyces rouxii, 2208 nucleotides. RefSeq names its product Emc1p (gene EMC1). Gene Ontology annotation, cellular component: EMC complex. Gene Ontology annotation, biological process: protein folding in endoplasmic reticulum. The transcript has a single exon. Bases 1 to 2208 code for a protein of 735 amino acids. Lineage: Eukaryota; Fungi; Ascomycota; Saccharomycetes; Saccharomycetales; Saccharomycetaceae. The record is from RefSeq and is a predicted model, not a curated record.
AUGUAUUUUCUGAGUUUGCUGCUUCUUCUGCUGAGUGCUAAUGUACAGGCAAUCUAUUCUGAUGAAGCGUUUGUGAACGAUUGGCAACUACAAAACGUCGGUGAAUACCAAUGCGUAUUUGAGAAUGAUAAUAGUCAGUAUUUAAUAACCUUAUCGCAAUUGGGUCAGAAAUCUCUUCUAUCCUUUAUCAAUGAAGUUAACGGUGAAGUUUUCUUUAGGCAACCGCUGGAUUUCUCCGGUUUAGACGUAAUGGUAGUUGAUAAUGGAUCAGAAUUUGUGAUUAUGGAUGAUAAUUCUCAAAUGAGAGCCUUUAAUGGAUCGAACGGAUUUCCCUUGGAAAAAGAUGUUAGCGAAUAUAAUUUCAAGUCCAGUUGUCAGCCAGAUAUGAAGGGUUUCAAGUUGAAGGACAAGACAUUACAAGUGCUAGAUCCUGAAUCUCAAUUGGUUGUUUUUAAAGUGGAUCUUUGGGACAACUUCCAAAGGGUUGAGUACAUUCACACCGAUUUUCAAGGUACUCUCAAGGUGUUGUAUUCGACGACCGAUUCCAAGUACGUCUUCCAAUUUGUAGAGAACGGUGAAUUGAUCUCAGAAUGGGUCAGAGAUGAAAGUGAAAGUGAUAUUGUAGCACACGCGGUUAUUAAUCUACCAGACUCGUCAUUAGAUGCUAUCUCUCAAGAAUUGGUUCAAGAAGAGGAUACUUCAACUCUUUGGGAAGCCUACAAAUUUAGAGUUUCCAAGAAUUUACAAAGGUUUAAAGAUCUAUUGAGAAAAUACCAUUAUUCUCCUGGUGCUAUGCUCACGGAAAUGCUCAAAACUGAUGAUGAUGCUUCUAAGGAACAACGUGAACUUGUGUUUGGAUUAGCUAAAUAUCUUGUGGUGGCCACACAAAGAGGUAAAAUUUCUGCUUUAAAUAUAAAGAACGGAAUUGUAGAAUGGAGUGUACAAUCCAAUUUGAACGAUAUAAUCCUCCUCGAAUGGUUUGCAGAUUCCAGCGAACUUGUUGCAGUCGAUAGAGAUGGGCUUUAUGAAUUCUACGAUUUGACUGAUUUGUCUCAGCCUACAUUGAUUAAAAAAGAUCGUUUUGGUAGUACAAAAAUUGAUACCAUCUCAUUGUUAGAUGGCCAGAGAUUUUUCAUCACUACGGAAGACGAUCAGAAGAGCAUUGUAUCUCUCUCUUCCAAAGGCGAAAAACCGCUAACUUCCACUUUCAUUUCAACGCAUGAUAAAAACCACAUAUAUGGCCAUGUUGUAACUGCUGAUGGUCAGUUAAGAGAUACUUGGGUUACUACUUUGGAUGAUGAUGAAGAGAUUUUAUCAUUCGCUAAAAGAGAAGAUACUCCUACAGUUAGUUUAGGUCACAUCUUAGGGAAUAGAACCGUUCUUUACAAAUACCUGUACCCCAAUUUGGUCAGUUAUGCUGUUUACAACAAGAAGACUGGAAAUUUAUUUAUCCAUCUGAUUGACAGCGUUAACGGCGCCUUACUCCACUCACAAGUCCAUGACGAUGGUGUUGAUCCAAGCUCACCAAUUGAGCUGGUGUUUGGAGAAAAUUGGUUUGUGUACUCAUAUUUCAGCUCCCAACCAAUUCCUGAACAGAAAUUGGCCGUGGUGGAAUUGUACGAAUCUUUAGAACCUGACCAUCGUGUUUCCGACAACUCAACACAGUUGAAUCCUUUGAAGGGUGUUCACCCACCAGAAGUUAUCACUCAAGCCUAUUUUUUCCCAGAGGUCAUCAAACGUAUGCAGUUGUCUGACACUAAGUUUGGCAUUACAACUAAAUCAAUAGUAUUGGAAUUGGAAAGUGGUCAACUCAUAUACUUGUCGAAGGCUCUUUUGAACGCUAGACGUAAAGACGAAUCACAGAUGAGUGAUGAUGACAAGAAAGAAUUCAUGGCUAUGCCAUAUUUCAGCACUUUACCAAUUAACGAUCAUUUCAUCAUUACACACAUUAGACACUUGAUCAUGGGUUCCAACUCUAAAUUAAUCUCUAUCCCCACAAAUUUGGAAUCCACAAGCAUAGUGUGCAGCCUGGGUCAUGAUAUAUUCUGCGGCAAAAUCGCACCCUCAGGUCAAUUCGAUAUAAUGAGUCCAACUUUUGAGAAGGGCAAGCUCAUAGCGACUAUCGUUGGAUUAGUAUUCCUAUGCUAUUUCAUUCGUCCCUCGGUUGAAGCCAAGAAACUAAAGAGUUCAUGGAUGGUAAGAAAUUGA